Messenger RNA from Rangifer tarandus platyrhynchus (Svalbard reindeer), 996 nucleotides. NCBI's taxonomy places the organism in Eukaryota, Metazoa, Chordata, Mammalia, Artiodactyla, Cervidae. The record is from the annotation of a GenBank genome assembly.
AUGGAUGUCCUCAGGCCUUCCAACAAUGUGACAGAAUUUGUUCUCCUGGGACUCACACAGAAUCCACAUGUGCAGAAAAUCCUCUUUAUUGUCUUUCUGUUCAUUUUCCUCUUCACUGUGCUGGCCAACCUGCUCGUUGUCAUCACCGUCUUCCUCAGCCCCACGCUUUCUGCUCCCAUGUACUUCCUUCUCACUUACUUGGCCUUAUUAGAUGCCUCCUUCACAUCUGUCACCACCCCCAAACUGAUUGUUGACUUACUUCAUCAAAGAAGAACCAUCUCCUGGGGAGGAUGCAUGACUCAGGUCUUUUUAGAACACUUCCUGGCAGCAUCAGAGGUCAUCGUCCUCACGGUCAUGGCCUACGACCGCUACGUGGCCAUCUGCAAGCCUCUGCACUACACGACCAUCAUGCGACAGGGGCUCUGCCAGCUUCUGGUGGUGGUGGCCUGGAUCGGGGGGAUCCUGCAUGCCUCAGUGCAGAUUCUUUUCUUGACGGACUUGACCUUCUGUGGUCCCAAUGUCAUUGACCACUUCACGUGUGAUUUCUUCUCACUGUUGGAACUUGCCUGCAGCGACACCUACAUACCUGGAAUCGUGGUGGCAGCCAACAGUGGGGGCAUGUGCUUGCUCAUUUUUUCCCUGCUUCUGAUCUCCUACAUAGUCGUCCUGAGCUCCCUGAAAUCCCAUGGCUCUGAAGGACGGCGGAGAGCCCUCUCUACCUGUGGCGCCCACUUUACUGUAGUGGUGCUCUUCUUUCUGCCUUCUGUGUUCACCUACACACGUCCUGUGGCCACGUACCCUGUGGACAAGUGGGUGACUGUGUUCUCCGCAAUCCUCAGUCCCAUGUUAAAUCCUAUCAUUUACACAGUGAGAAACACAGAGGUGAAAAAUGCCAUGAGGGAUCUGAUGAAGAGAAGAGUAGUGUCGGAUAUUCAGGAUGCCAAGAAAGUGAUUAUUUAUAUACAUAGGAAGGGUUACACCUGUUUUAGAUUGUGA